Messenger RNA from Poecilia latipinna (sailfin molly), 1903 nucleotides. RefSeq names its product transmembrane protein 80-like. Gene Ontology annotation, biological process: non-motile cilium assembly. The record is from RefSeq and is a predicted model, not a curated record. Gene Ontology annotation, cellular component: ciliary transition zone. Lineage: Eukaryota; Metazoa; Chordata; Actinopteri; Cyprinodontiformes; Poeciliidae. Bases 115 to 531 code for a protein of 138 amino acids. The transcript is spliced from 5 exons.
GGUUAUAGACCGUUCUCAUGCGUAAACUUUAUCAAAAUGAAUAUAAUGUACCUAAAUAGGUUGUUGUUGUGCCUGUUUUGCUUCACUUUGACGUGUCUACUUUAAUUUACAGGAAUGUCUGCGGGUUCGCUGUCCUCUGUUACCCUGCAGCUGCUGCUGAACCUGACGAGCAUCUAUUUCGUCUUCUAUUUCCUCUUCACUCUCAGCCUAAUCAUCAAAAAGAGCUUGGAGUUGCCGUAUCCUUCUGAUGCGUUGACAAAUGAUGUUGGUCUACUGGUCCUCUUUGCUGCUCUGGAGUUUCUGCAUUUCUAUUGGGGUGCGAGGGGCAAUCUGACGGAGAGUGACAGCUAUAUGUUUGGGAACCUCAUUAUGACAGUAGCAACCAUCUUAUUGGCGGUGUACUUCCUGGUGUGGCAGACCUACGUCAUGAGAGCGGACGUGAUAAUCAGCAGUGUGUUGAUCACUGUCUAUGGUGCAGAUGGAGUCCUUGCUUUAAGCACCCUGGCCAAAUUUAGGAGAGAGUAUUUGUGAAGAAGACUUCACCACCAUAUAUCCUGCAGCAAAUAGGAAGUUAAUAUUUCACAGAUAGAAAACAAGAUUUAUGAAAUGAAUGUGUUUUUUGGACAGUUUGAGUGUUUUUAUUGUAAUUUCUUUUUUUUUUAUUAAACUUUUGUUCUUUUUUAAUUAUUUCAUUCUUGCAGGCUAAGUAUGAAAAAAUGUACUAAAUAUGACUUAAUGACUAAUUAAUUGUAAGUAUUUAUGUAGCUGGAAGUGGAACAAAAGUAAUAGAAAUGUUGGUUGUGUUCAAGUCAAACCCAGGGUUUCUGAUCAGUCAGGAAAAGUCAAAAGUCUGAUUGAAAUUAUUUCUGGGUCUGGAUAAAUGUUGAAACAGGAGAGAAUAUAGAAAAUAUUUGCAUUUUCACAUUUCAUUCAUUAUCCCAAUGUCUAAAUGUCUGUUCAUCCAUCCAUCUAAUCAUUCAUCUCCCUUUCUCUCCCUGUUUCCAGUCUCUUGGUCUGUGGGUUCAAUAUUUACACACUGACCACUGUAGAAAUAUCUGCUAUAAAGUCACAACAAUCUUUGGUUGUUGUGAAUAAAAAAAAAUCUGUAGAAAUCCUGUAACUUGGAUCCCUCCUUAGUUUCCAUGCAUUACCUAGUUUGUCCAGCAGAGGGCAGUAUAGUUUUAAAAUGUAAUAAAAUGGAAGAUUUUUAGUACUUAGUUUCUUUUUUUAUUACAAUGCUUGUUUUUAGUGUUUGAAUGAGGUUUGGCCAAACAAUGUGAAACAGUCUGAACUUAUGCACAGCAAUAACAGCCUAAAUCCAAAACAGUAUUGUGAGAUAACGUAACAUGGCCCAGUAAUAUGAAAUAACAAAUAAUAGCCCUAGUGUUUUCACCCUGUGUCCUCUACAACGCCUUCCUGGCUGCAUUUAACGUCUACCUCAUUUUCAGUGUUUGUCCUUUAUGGCUCCACUUUCCUCAAACAGAUUUCUCAAUACUGACAGCUGAGGUUAAUGAUCAAACCCAGUGACAAGGUUCCUAAAGUAACCACCUUCCAAACAAAUCACAUAUCAGAGUGCUUGUGGUUGAGCAACAGGUGAGCACAGAUAAACACUGACUGUAGGUCGGCCACGCUGUACAUCUGUCCUUGAUGCCCCAAGAGGUGCCUUUUUCUUCUGGCUUUCAGUUUAAGCACUAUGACUGCUUGUUCAUGUAAUUUGCACUGCAUAAGAACAGCAUUGUGUGGAUGAAUUUCUUUGGAGGGACCAAAGAGAGGUCAUUGUUAGCUAGUGAUACUGGAACCUGGGCAGCGAUCCAUGCAAUUACCCUCAGGAAUCCAGCCAGUUUAGACCAGUCUCUGCUUAGUGUACAAAAGAAGCCUCUGAAUAAUAAAACAAUGCAACACA